CACUUAAUUCUCUCAAAAAGCCCGGCCCAACCCAAAAUCUUCUUCUCUUCCUCUAUGAAUAUAACCUAGGGUUUAACCUUUUCCAUCUCUCCUCUUAAGCUCUACGUCUCUGCGGCCGGCGGCAAUCUCCUCUGCCCUCUGGAACCUUCUGUUUCGACAACAUGGCUAGAGGUUUGAAGAAACACUUAAAGAGGCUUAAUGCUCCCAAGCAUUGGAUGCUCGACAAACUUGGUGGUGCAUUUGCUCCCAAACCUUCAUCGGGACCUCAUAAAUCAAGAGAAUGUCUCCCAUUAAUCCUUAUAUUGCGAAACCGGUUGAAAUAUGCUCUUACAUACCGUGAGGUUAUUGCAAUUUUGAUGCAACGCCAUGUUUUAGUUGAUGCCAAGGUCAGGACUGAUAAGACCUAUCCGGCUGGCUUCAUGGAUGUUGUGUCCAUUCCCAAAACAAGCGAGAAUUUCCGGCUUCUAUACGACACAAAAGGUCGUUUCCGUCUUCACUCAAUCAGGGAUGAAGAGGCUAAGUUCAAGCUCUGUAAGGUUCGCUCAGUGCAAUUUGGGCAGAAGGGAAUCCCUUAUCUUAACACUUACGAUGGGCGUACAAUUCGUUACCCCGACCCCCUCAUCAAAGCAAACGACACCAUCAAGUUAGACCUUGAGUCAAACAAAAUUGCUGAUUUCAUCAAGUUCGAUGUAGGAAAUGUUGUGAUGGUGACAGGAGGGAGAAACAGAGGGCGAGUGGGAGUAAUUAAGAACAGAGAGAAGCACAAGGGAAGCUUUGAGACAAUUCACAUACAGGAUGCAACUGGGCAUGAAUUUGCCACUCGACUUGGCAAUGUGUUUACAAUUGGGAAGGGGACGAAGCCAUGGGUGUCCCUCCCCAAGGGGAAGGGUAUCAAACUAACCAUCAUUGAAGAAGCCAGGAAGAGGCUUGCUAGCCAAGCAGCAGUUACUGCUUAAGAGUUUUGAGUUAAUACUAAAUUGUAGUCAUGAGUAAUCCUUUUUGAUAGACAAAUAUCUUUCUCGAAUUUUGCUCUCUUAUUAUUUAUGGCUAAGUUUGUCUUGUGAGACAAUUUAUUUGUGCCAUAGAUUUUGAGGAGGCCAUUUGCUUCUGUGAUUUUGCUGUUAAAGAGAACGCUGUUAGCUUAUUUGUUAGUUAUGUUGUGACUCUGCUCUAUAGCCUCAAUUAUUAUCUAUAGUAAAAUUUCUUCGAAGAA
Messenger RNA from Cucumis melo (muskmelon), 1213 nucleotides. RefSeq names its product 40S ribosomal protein S4-3. Gene Ontology annotation, cellular component: ribosome; cytosolic small ribosomal subunit. Gene Ontology annotation, molecular function: structural constituent of ribosome; RNA binding. The transcript is spliced from 5 exons. Bases 162 to 956 code for a protein of 264 amino acids. Gene Ontology annotation, biological process: translation. The record is from RefSeq and is a predicted model, not a curated record. Lineage: Eukaryota; Viridiplantae; Streptophyta; Magnoliopsida; Cucurbitales; Cucurbitaceae.